AUGAGCAACUUGAUUACACUCAAGGUCAAAAGAAACAUUUAGAAAUACAAGAAGUAGCACUCGUUAUAUUAAACUAAAAAGGAAUUCCAAAAUAAAUAGUUGAUCAAUCAAACAGAGCAACCUUAUAAUUCAAGAAAUGUUUAGACAUUGAAACUUUAAACUAACUCAAAAGAACAAACUGAAUAUAUGAGUAUGGAGAAGGAUCAUAACUAAGACUCUCCAACUAUAAAUCUACAAGAAAGUAUUAUUAUAUAAAAAGUAGAAAGAUAAAUAAAUCCCAUUACGCUAUAGACUAAACAUAAAAAAGCAAAAGAUUCAAGGGGCAAAGAUCUUGAGGCAUUUGUGAAUAAUAGCUAAGAAAGAAAAAUUAAUUCAUUGGGUAAUUCAAAUGACAAAGGAAAAAGAAUAGAGAAGCAUAUAGAGCUAAAUAUGACAGAUGUGGCGAUUCUCGAGACACAAAAUAUCAGGAAAAAUCUUUCAGAUAAUUCAGGAGUCAAUUAGAUUAACUCAGAACUACAGUCACCUCACUCAGCUUAGGAUCAUAAUUCCUUUCUUUUAAGACCCAGAGGAUUAGUUAUAAUUCAAGAUUCUCAUAAAAUAACUCACAAUAAUAUACCUAUCAUUAUGGAGAAAUAGCAUCCUAAUCAACAAUCUCAUAAUAACCCUAAAACAGAAAUGGGAAAAUUCAUAUAAGGUCUGCAUGAAAUUUAGCAGCAGAUCCUUACAUUUAGAUCUAAAUCAGAUGCUUCAGAGCUUCAAAGAGAACUCAACAACCUCAAGUAAAACGUUGACCAUUCUGAUAACCUACUUAAACUCCAACAUUAGAGUAGAUUGCAAAGAAGGAAGAGUUACAACAAUGAUGUGAACUUAACUAGUUUAUUAGAUGUAAAGCCACUUGAGGUAAUUAACAACAUACCAAAAGGUACAUUUAACAAUCAAACGCUUAAUAAAAAUGCACUGAUCAAUGAGAAUUCUUAACAGCCAAGCAACGAUAUUUCUAUGGCAAACUUAGGGAAGUUGAAUACAGAUAUUUUGCAGGUCAGAGUUGAGUAAAAAUAAAGCAAAAAUCUUGAGAAAUCAAGUACCAUAAAAUUAAAAUAAUUUGCAAAUACAAAUAAACUAUCAAAUGAUAACAUCCUAUCUCUUACUUCAAAUUAGCUAACAACCUUAAAUAAUCAUCUACUACCAAUAGCACUUGCCGCUAAUAUAUCAAGAGCUCAAAUGUAAAUGAGCGUCAACAAUACCCCUCCUGAAUGGGGAGCUGUAUAUCAGCACAAUCCAUCAAAUCUCGGAUAAAUUGGUAAUUAUGAUUAAAAUCAAUCAUCUUUACCGAAGCAAUCAUCUAAAUCAUUUAGAGAAUCUGAAAAUUUAAGGCUGACUGCCAGCUAGCAUAUAGUUUAAAGAACAAACAGAACUAAGAAGACAAAGUAAAUAAUGAGCGAGAUUAAGUUAAAUAAAAUGCCAAUUAGUGGUCUUGAGCAAAUUGAUGCUAAGACACUGAAACUUGAUGGUAAAACUGGCAACACUUCUAACCAGUAUCAUAUUUCAUCUGGAAAGAUAAUUGGAGAAAAUGCUUACUAUGAAAUAACUCCAAGAAAAUAGACAUAAGUCUAUAGACAAAUCAGUAAUACGGGAGAAUAAAGAGAGCUAGUUUAUUCUGUAAAAAAGCAAAUCAAUUAAGAUGAAAGUGAAAAUUAGCUUUCUCAGAGAAACCUAAAGAAUACUUGUGUUGGGACUGAUGAGUUAGAAAAUUUAAUGAAUGAAGAUCAAAUUUCAUCACAGAUCAGCAACUUAUAGAUUGGGAGAAAUCAUAUAUCAAUAAACCACAAUAUUAUUUAGAAGGGUGGUGGAAAUAUCUAAGAUAACUAUGGAAAUAAUUCAAACUCAUUUGGAAUUGAGCAUAAUCAUGUUGAUUUGAAUCGAACAUAUAAUAAUUUUCAAAGGACAUAAGACUCUAUUUUCAAUGAAAAAUUCAGCUAUGGAUCACCUAUUAGAUAAAGCAAUCUCAUUAACCAAAUUAAAGCUUAAAAUGCAGAUAGUAGUAGAAUUAUCAUCAAGAAUAUUCUAGGAAGAAAUAAAAUUAUGGUAGUCUCUAAUACCGGAAACUCCUUUGAUGAGGAUGUGGUUAAAGAACUUAAAUAAGAAAGAUUAAGGAUAUCAGGAGAUCAAAUCUAUCCUAUGAAUACACUAUUCAAUACAUAGUCUAACUUUAAUUCUUUUAAGAUGGAGCCAAGAUUCCCCAAAGAAAUGCAAGAUUAAGCUCUGAAAGUAGGUUCAUCAUUCUUUGAGAGGAGUUUGGUUAAAACAAAAGACGAUAGAAAUGCUGAUGAAUCUGUAAUUUAUUAAGAUUAUCAGUUGAGCCAAAAGCUACAAUUUUCAGACAUAAAACAGCAGGACUCUCUAAGAAUGAAUAAUGAGACAUUAAGAAGUUAUAAUCCCUAUGAUAAUGAAUCUAGCUAAGCAGUGUAAAGCUAAUUGAUGCUAAAUCCAUCAAAUAAUAACACUUCUAUCAGAUUGGAAAACUAAAAGCAGAAUGCUGUGUUAUAAAAUUCUACCCCAAUGACUGAGCAUUUAAUAACUAAAAAGCCUAGAAAUUAAAGUCAGGUUACAAAUCAUCCUAAAAGUCUAGUACCUACAGUUCAUAUUACUUCUUCAAAUUACAAAGCUCCUGUUAACACUAAUGCUUUUGGAUAGUAGACACUCUAUGAAAAAUUGCAGAUUAAUAACCAAGAAUAAGAGCUCAAUUAAAGACUGAGGAGUGCACCUAAAAUAGAUUAAAAUGUGAAAACCAUUAUAGAAUUGAAAAGCCAAAGAAAAAGACAAAUAUAGAGGAUAGGACAGCAGUAUUCAAACAAGGAUGAUUCAAUGGAUGUACAGACAUUAAGAGGACCUUCAAAUGAUCAAGAUGACUAGUAAAGCUAUGAUUUAAAUUAUUAAAACAGUUCAAUAGCUGCUAGAAUGGAGGAUAAGAAAUACUCUCCAAUAUUGUCAAAAAGUCCUUUAAAAGGAUUGAUUUAUAAGAUAUCUAAGGAAUUUACUGAAGCCCUGAAUAGGCAUUCAAUCCACUCAAGAGAUCAGGUAUUAAAGGGUCCUAAAAAGAUUCAGAUCAAGUCUUAAGACCAUGAUUAACUUAAAAAGGUCUUAGAGAAAAAAGAUUAUAUUAAAAUUUUGGAGUAACCACAAAUCGCUUAAAGUAAUAUGCAAAUUAGAUAGACUUUCAUGGAAUCCACAGGAAACUCUAGAGAAAGAAAUCUAUUGAUUGAAAAGCUAAAUUUGAGUGGACUAGGCGAGAGUUAGGUAUCUACAAUAAAUGGAGCAUCAAAAAAUGAGUCAUUGAAAAUGAGUAAAAUAAUGAGGAAGACUAAUGGAUUUGGAAGUUAAAGCAAUCAGAUUUAAUUUGCUGCUAUUGAAAAGAAGAUCUUUAGAAAGGAAAGAAUUUUAAAUAAUGUUGAUAAAAAUAUUCUUGAAAUGCAAGCUUACCCAUUUAUUAUUCCUAGUCAAGGAAAUGCUCAAAGCCUGCUAACUAAGCAGGAUGAGACUAUAGAAUCUAACUUUUUCCAUGAACUGGCUUAGAAAACAAUGACUUAUCAAUCUAGGUAGUAAGCAUAAGGAGGAACUACCUAACAAUUCUUUACAAAAAGACAUGAAAAAUAGAGAUUAGCCUCGAAUCAAGGACUGAAUUACUCUCUCAUUCAAAGAGGGAAGACAGUAAAUUAAAUUCUUAAGAAAACUAGAAGAAAUCUCUCUACUGUUAUCUCUCAUCAAAGAGAUGGAAUCAUUAUUAUUUGA
Messenger RNA from Stylonychia lemnae, 3789 nucleotides. Lineage: Eukaryota; Ciliophora; Spirotrichea; Sporadotrichida; Oxytrichidae. The record is from the annotation of a GenBank genome assembly.